Messenger RNA from Xiphophorus couchianus (Monterrey platyfish), 5331 nucleotides. RefSeq names its product solute carrier family 38 member 8a (gene slc38a8a). Gene Ontology annotation, biological process: amino acid transmembrane transport. Gene Ontology annotation, molecular function: L-amino acid transmembrane transporter activity. The transcript has 11 exons. The coding region runs from base 126 to 1463 and encodes 445 amino acids. Lineage: Eukaryota; Metazoa; Chordata; Actinopteri; Cyprinodontiformes; Poeciliidae. The record is from RefSeq and is a predicted model, not a curated record. Gene Ontology annotation, cellular component: membrane.
GCUGGCCUACAGACAGACCCUCCCCUCUAUCCGGGGCUCACCUGGUUCAGUGGGCGGCCGUCGGUGUUCAGAGUCCCGCUCUGGCGGACACCGAAUCUCGCUGUGAUUCUUCUGCCGACCCGAGCAUGGAAGAGUUAGCUAGGGAGAGCAUCAGCCUGCUGGCCUCAACCUCUGCCAAGCCACCGCUAGACGUGGGGCCCCGGCUGGGCUCCAUGGGAGCCGUCUUCAUCAUGCUGAAGUCCGCUUUGGGCGCCGGACUGCUGAACUUCCCCUGGGCGUUCGCUAGAGCCGGGGGCGUUCGGAGCGCGGUCACCGUGGAGCUGAUCUCGCUCGUGUUCCUGAUCAGUGGCCUGAUCAUUCUGGGUUAUUCCUCCUCUAUCAGUCGUCAACACACCUACCAGGCGGUGGUGAAGGAGCUGUGCGGCACGGCCAUUGGUCAGUUGUGUGAGAUCUGCUUCAUCUUCAACCUUUUCAUGAUCUCUGUGGCCUUUCUGGUCGUAGUGAAUGACCAGCUGGAAAAGUUGUGCAACACUCUGUAUGAGCUGGUGACUGCUCUGCCAAAAUCUGAGAUGCCCUAUCAUUUUUACACUGACCACCGAUUUGCCCUAGUUCUGCUCUGCUUCUUCCUCAUCAUGCCAAUGUCCAUCCCCAAGGAGAUCGCUAUCCAAAAAUACACCAGUGUUCUGGGUACUGUAGCUGCAACCUACCUGACAGUAUCCAUAAUCAUAAAGUACUUCACCAUGCCGAAUGUUCCAGAUCACAGAAGCCCUUUCUACUCCAGUGGGACUGGCGCCUGGGAAUCGAUGUUCAGCGUGAUCCCAACCAUCUGCUUUGGUUUCCAGUGCCAUGAGGCUUCCAUCGCCAUCUACAGCAGCAUGGAGAACCAGCGGCUUUCUCACUGGGCCUUUGUCUCUGUGGUUGCGAUGAUUAUCUGUCUCAUUAUUUACUCCCUCACAGGAGUUUAUGGAUACCUGACAUUUGGAAAGACUGUGGCUCCGGAUAUUUUAAUGUCGUACUCCAAUCAUGACAAACUCAUGCUCGUUGCCAGACUGCUGUUUGGAGUCUCCAUCAUCACCAUCUAUCCUAUCAUCGUGUUGCUGGGCAGAUCAGUGAUUCAGGACCCUCUGCUGAGUCGGUGGAGGAGACGGGACGAGGCGCUGAUGGUGAAGUUUGAAUGUCGCAGCCGAUGGGUUCUGACGGUUCUGUGGAUAAUGACGACGCUACUCAUUGCUGUGUUUGUACCAGACAUCAGUAAAGUUAUCAGUGUCAUUGGAGGAAUCAGUGCCUUUUUCAUCUUUAUAUUCCCAGGACUCUGUUUGAUGUUUGCCAUGCAAUCUGAGCCAGUAUCCUGCAAGACCAGAAUCACCCUUACCAUUUGGGGAGCAGUUACCCUGAUCUGUGGAGCCUUCAUUUUUGGUCAAAGCACCACCGUCGCUGUCAUGGAGCUCCUUGGAAAGAUCUGACCUCUCAGGGAACCUUCUGUGAAUAAGUCUGAACUGUUUUGCUCCUCCUGAGGUCAGUUAUGACUCUUGAGUGACGGACAACAGAAACUGAAUACUGAGGACACACACAUACACGCCUACAGCUUUCAGCUCAAUGCUUUCAAUGCACUGGGACACAGCCAGUAAAACGGUGCUGUCGAAGAUUUUUUUUUUAUGUGAAUUUAUCGAUUACAACUGCACUGUGACAAAAAAAAACAACUUUCUGCUACUGUGUCCAUGACUGAGUGAAAGUGUUUUCUUGCUAUUUGUUGAGCACUGUUUUUAUUCAUUUUAUCAAGAAGGGGUCCAAACUUCAGUUACACCCAUCAUAUUUUUCUUUGCCAAUUUAGAUUUCUGAUUGAGGCCUGUCCUGCCAGGACCAUAGAAGGAAAAAGAGAAAAUGUCGUGUAGGUUUUUUUGAAAGAAAUGGUUUAGCAGAAUUCAUAGAAAAUGAAAAAAAAUAUCCAGUCAUCCCGAUCCGUGCAUCAAAACAUGCAAUUCAUAUUUAUCUGAUUUAUUAAAUUAAAAAUGCGUCAAAAUACAUGGGGUUUAUUGAUAUGAGUGGCAUCCUUAGAUUUUAGGCAUUUGCCUUUUGGUCACCUGUCAGGGCCAACCAAGGCAAAACUAGUCUUUUUAUUGAUUGGUACAAAUAAUUGCUCAAGUCCAAAUAAUUAGCAAAAGAAUUAAUACAAUUAAAAGACAACUGAAUUGUUUUUAAUUAGCACAGAUUUAAGAAUGAAUGUGUAAGUGGGAAUAUUUCCAGGACUUCUGAUUAAAUACAAAAAAUAAUUUUCAAAUUAUUACCUUUUUUGGGCUAAAGUGUAAUUCAGCCCCAUGUUCAAAAGAAAUUUCCCUUCUGGCCAGGAACCAGAACCUAGUGUUUGAGGAAAUUGGCAGUAGGUCGUUAGUUGGCUGGGGAAAAACUUUAGCCUGCUAAUCUCUGAAAGGCUUUCAGUUAAAUAACAACUCUUCAAAUAGGAGUGGCCCGUUAUAAGGUCACACCACAGCAUUGUCCAAAACUUGUGAUUAUUUGUGUGUGUGUGGUUGUUACUCAGAGGUGGACCUGCUGCUUUGCUUUGGACUAUUAUCCUGAUGCAUAACCCAAGCGCCUUGAGCUUAAGGUCACAAUCUGAUGUUGUGACCUUGUCCUUCAAGUUUCCCUGUCUGGUUAGUCCACAGAAUAUUUUUCCAGAUGUCUUUGGGAUAAUCAGGAUGCUUUCACAAAAUCUGAGAACAAUCUUAGUUAGUGGUUUAAAAUGUCAAUCAUAAUAAAUUGAUCUUGCUGUAAAUUUUAGAAAGAAUUGCUAAGUAUUUUUAAGUAGCCUUGAUGUGAAUUCUUGGUUCACAGUUAAUUUCUUUUAUUACAACCGAUAAAGACAAGUUGAAUAACCAGCUGUGAUCAACUCCCCACCCUUUCUAAUUCAAAAACUCCCAACAAUACAAUUUUCAGCUUUAUAGUUUUAUUGAAUUGUAUCACUCUACAUCAUCUAGAAUUUCAACAAGAUAUUCUUCAAAGACCAAAGAUCAUACUUGCAUCCCUGCAAUAAGUCUCUACAUUUGAAGAGAAAGCAGUUUUACUGAAACAUACAUUAAGAAUUAAUAUUUCAUCAAACAUUGCCAUAAAAGUGAUAAUUCAUUCUUUUAUGUCAUCUUUCUUAUAUAUGUAUUUAUAUAAUACAUUUUUAGUCUGUUUUCUUCAUAGGAAUACUAGAAAAUAAAUAAGGUAAGAAAUGCACAAAACCUAUUGAAGGAGUAGCAUGGCCUAAUACUACAUUACUGGACAUUCAGUUGACAUGCACUCAAUAGAAGGAUAGAAAAGAACACCGCCAUAGAAAGGAAGAGUUAUGGCCUUGAUGUCUGAUAUUUUGGCAAAUUCCUGAUUGGCUUUUCGUAUCGAUUGACGACAGACUCUGAUAACAGCAACAUCAGAUCUGUUUUUGUUUGUUUUUUUUUCUUUCCUGCAGCUAACAUUCACGCCAUACUGGUGUGAAACAGUUCAACGGCAUAACUCUUUCAUUGUAUGACAAAGCACUGAGGAGGAGGCGGGAGAAGGGUGGAAAAAGAACACAGUCUCAGGGACAUUCAGGAAUGUAUUAACAGGAAACAGUACUCAUAUUUUUUUUUACCUCUAAAUCAUCAUCAACUUUCAACCCCAAGAAAGAAUCCUCGAUUAGACCGCAUGGGCUACGCUGAACACUGUAAAGCUUAUGGCUUUCAGUAAGCUGUAGGUAAACACCAAUUCAUGUGAUAUGGCUUCGUUUUUACUGGAGUACUUCAACUUAUAGAAAGCAAACAUGAUUCAUGUUUUGACUAAUUUCUACUUUAAACUGUGAGAAGUUAAAAGACUUCCUGUGGAGAUUUAAUCAAAACGACCAUUUUUACUGGGUUUUUUUUUGGGGGGGGGCUUAAAAUGAUUUAAUGCACAGCAAAGAUUAAAUACAACACUGCUAAAAUUGAGCAAAUUGGGAAGGCAUUAUUUUACGCUGGGAAUGCAUUGUAGCCAAAUAACUGCUUGAAAACCUUACAGCAAAUGAAAAACAAAAUGGGUUUAAAAACUACAUAUUUAAAAUGACAUGUUUAGACUUAUCAAUCGUUACAGUCUCCAUUUCCUCAAACAAAUAAGGAUUGUUUGAGUUAAAAAAAUCUCUAUUGUGACUGAAAUUGAUGAUUCUUCUUUUGCUUUCCAGCUAGAUUGUUCAUGUUUCCAUUAAUGUAGGCAUAGCAGUCCGGGCAGCUCAAUUAAUUUAUUAAUUAAUUUAGAGUCUUUGUGUCUCAAUGUUGGAUGGUAGUUUGCGGGAUGGAUACAAAUAUUUUUACUGACGCUUUCAACAUUGCCAGAGUGGCAUCAACGGAUACGAAAAAGUAUUUAUUUUGAUACAAAAAACUUAACUCCUUGGCGUCUGUAUGGAUUAUGAUUUGCUUUAGUAACUUGUAGAAACUCAUACCAUUGAGAAGAGGAGUUUAAAUGUUAAGUUGUUGAGGUAUGCAAUCAGCUGUUAGAUGCAAUGCAUUGUCGUAUGAAAGGCUAUAAAUUGGUCAAGAAUAAGGAGUCAAAUGUUGGUAUGUUAAAGUUAGGCUCAGACUAGCAGAGGAACCACAAGUAGGUUUAAUGUUGGAUCAGCAUUAAAAAUGUGUAACUCUAAGCAAUGCAAGUAAAAAUGAAUCAUAUGAUUCAUUGUCCUAUCGAUAUCCCAAGAUGUCGAUAGGACAAUACACACAGGACACAGAUAAAUGUGUUCCUGAAAAAAUAUUUUGCUUUCCUGUUUAUUUUAAUUUUGUUUGUUCAUAUUUAUGUGUAGUCAGACAACAACUUCUUUUUAUCUGUUGGAGCACGCUGAGCUCUCAGCCACUGUUUACAUUAUGCUUUCUGUCAUUAGCUUUAAGUCUGCUUUAUGGCAAGGUUCAAAGUUGUCACUGAAUAAGGUUUGUUAGUAUUUAUUAGUACUGUAAAUUUUAUUCCUUAAAACAUUUCAACAUGGAUGUGAAACCAAAUUGGCACGCACUUUUGUGAAUUGGAAAGUAGGGUGUACUAUAGUCAUGGUUUCUGCAAUGUUAAUACCUACUGUUAACGAGGGAGAAAAAAUACUUUUAAAGAUGGCUGCUCUAAACUUUAAUGACUUCAAAAAUGGCACCUAAUUUCUAACUAUUCAAUAGGCCCAGUUCUUCUCUAAAAACACCAUUUUAUAGCUCAAGAGAUCAAAACCUCUGCAGGGUCCCUUUAAACCUCUGAGGUUACUGAAAACAAUUCACACAUGUCUGUAUUAGAAAUCCACAGUAACAAAAGUAUUUCGGCAGCUGGAUAUUAUUAUUCUGCAAGUCCCAGAGUCCUGACUCUGCUCAGGGCAGCCCA